This is a messenger RNA of Periconia digitata, 1024 nucleotides long. Lineage: Eukaryota; Fungi; Ascomycota; Dothideomycetes; Pleosporales; Periconiaceae. The record is from the annotation of a GenBank genome assembly.
GACAUAGAUAUAUACAACUUUAAUGAGACUGGCUUCCAGAUGGGCGUUGCCAGCACGUCUAAGGUAGUGACUAGCUCUGAUACAGUUGGUAGAGCACCUACUGUUCAGCCAGGGAAUCAGGAGUGGGUUACAGUGAUCGAGAGCGUGAGCGCUGCUGGCUGGUCAAUUCCACCCUUCCUUAUCCUAGCUGGAAAGCUCCACCAGGCCGCCUGGUAUCGUGAUAUACCUAAUACCUGGAUGAUCGCCGUCAGCGACAAUGGCUGGACAACAGAUCAGCUUGGCUUUACCUGGCUAGAGCACUUCAAUCGCUGUACUCAGACUCGUACAGUAGGCACCUAUCGACUACUGAUUGUAGACGGCCACAACAGCCAUGCAACACCUGAGUUUGAUCAGUACUGUGCGCAGAAUCGCAUUAUCACGCUCUGUAUGCCAGCUCAUACGUCACAUUUACUCUAGCCUCUUGAUGUAGGCUGUUUCUCGCCUCUGAAACGCGCGUACAGGCAGGCGAUUCAGCAGCUCGCCCGCCAACACGUCUAUCAUAUUAAUAAGGUAGACUUCCUAUCUACGUACAAGCAGGUCAGGGAUCAAGCUAUCACAGAGAAGAACAUUCAGGCUGGGUUUCAGGCCACUAGGCUCGUGCCAUACAGCCCUAAGCGCGUCCUAUCCUUCCUACCUAUCGUCCGAACGCCCUCACCCUGUCAGCUAGCAGGCAACGCAGAGGGACAGUAGACAGCUGAGACGCCACAUACAGUAGACCAGCUUCAAAAGCAGGCUCAACAUAUCCAGGACCUGCUUCGCCAACAAUCACAAAGUCCUACUAACCAAGCUAUCCGCCAGCUUGUAAAGGGGUGCCAGCUUGCUAUGCACUCAGCUACUAUCCUAGUAGAGGAGAAUACAAGGCUUCAAGCAGCUGUACAACGUCGCGAUCGUAAGAAGAGGCAGCGUAGACAGUAUAUAUCACGUAGAGGAGCUCUCCAGGCUCAGGAAGGCCAGAGGCUGGCUACAGAGGCUGAUAGGGUAGUCC